This is a messenger RNA of Colletotrichum costaricense, 1020 nucleotides long. RefSeq names its product rhodanese-like domain-containing protein. Lineage: Eukaryota; Fungi; Ascomycota; Sordariomycetes; Glomerellales; Glomerellaceae. Bases 1 to 1020 code for a protein of 339 amino acids. The record is from RefSeq and is a predicted model, not a curated record. Gene Ontology annotation, cellular component: mitochondrion. Gene Ontology annotation, molecular function: thiosulfate-cyanide sulfurtransferase activity. The transcript is spliced from 2 exons.
AUGGUUACCAUCGCUAUUCUACGACCCGCGCGCGGCACAAAGCUGUCGCAAUUCACUGCGCGCUCUCUCCAGGCCACCGCCGCCUUCGCUGCCCGCCGCUCCUUCUCCUCCUACCUCGUCACCCCCAAGGAGCUCGACGAGGCCCUCAAGAAGAACCCCCCCUCCAAGAUCAGCCCCGAACCGCGCACCAUUCCCCUUUGCGCCUCCUGGUUCCUUCCCAACGAUGGCCGCACCGGCAUUGAGGUCUACCGUCAACAGCGGAUUCCCAAGGCCCGUUUCUUCGACCUCGACAAGGUCAUUGACCGCCGUAGCGAGUACCCCCAUAUGCUGCCUUCCGCCAAGGACUUUGCAGCGGCCAUGAGCGAGCUGGGCAUCCGCAAAGAGGACACCGUCGUCGUCUACGACACCAAGGAGCUGGGCAUCUUCAGCGCCCCGCGCGUCGGCUGGACCCUCAAGAUCUUUGGCCAUCCCAAGGUCCACGUACUGAACAACUUCAAGCUCUGGGUCGAGCAAGGUCUUCCUACCGAGUCUGGCGAGCUCUAUAAUGUCGAGUGCUGUACCUACCCCAUCCCCAAGUUGGAUGAGGGUAAGGUCGCUGAGUUCGAGGAGGUGCGCGAGAUUGCGCUGGACCACAACAAGGAGGGCGCAGAGGGUGUACAGAUCCUUGAUGCGCGGUCUCCCGGCCGUUUCGCGGGCACCGAUCCGGAACCCAGGCCUGGUCUGUCGUCUGGCCACAUGCCCGGCUCCAUUAACAUCCCGAUGACCGCUGUCCUGGAUCCCGAGACCAAGACGUUCUAUCCCGCGGAGAAGCUCAAGCAGAUUUUCCAGGAGAAGGGUGUCAACCCUGAGAAACCCAUCGUCUCGAGCUGCGGAACCGGCGUAACUGCCUGUGUCAUUGAGACCGCUCUCGAGGAGGCUGGAUGGGGCUCUCCUGAGACGCGCAGAGUCUACGAUGGAAGCUGGACUGAAUGGGCACAGCGGGUCAAGCCUUCUGACUCACUCAUCAGGAAGAACGAGUAA